Taeniopygia guttata (zebra finch) is the source of this 2589-nucleotide messenger RNA. NCBI's taxonomy places the organism in Eukaryota, Metazoa, Chordata, Aves, Passeriformes, Estrildidae. The record is from RefSeq and is a predicted model, not a curated record.
AUGGCAAGGAUCGUGAGUGCUAUUUAUUCACAGUGGGGUAUUGGGUGUAAGCUCAAGGAUUUUCAUCUUGCCAUGGCGAGAUUGCUUGAGCUUGGGGCGAUUGAGCGUCCCGUGGAUGUAUUACAUCCGGAAAUAUGGGACAAAUGCACUGCCGCGCUAGCCGAAGACACAAAAUCUUCCGGCAGCGGCAGAUAUCUUAAAGCGUGGGGCAAAACUGUCCCUGAGAGCGAUUCGCUCGGCAGCGGGGACCCAGGGGGGCUCAGCGCGACACCCGCUCCCCCAGAUCAGAGCCCACCCCCCCCCGCAGGAACCCCCCGCGACACCCCCGCCGCCGAAAAUCCCCAAAAACCCCCCCCCGCGCAAACCCCCCGAGAGACCGCAAAUUCCUCCGAGCCGCCGCCGCCGCCCGCCCGCGAUCCGAUACCGGAGACGCAAGAGCACGCGGAGCGCUUCUGGCAAAGGCUGCUAAAAGAAGCCAGAGCCGCCGAAACGGCGGUUUGGGAAGACGGCGUGGCCACGCCGCCUCCCUACCCGUUUGAAAAUGGCGCCGGGAGCGAGGGAGAGGGGCGGGGCUCGGGCGGUCCCGGCGCGAACACCCGAGGGGGGGAGCGCGAUCUCGGGAAUGCGCGCGCGCGGGAGAAAGGGGCGGAGGGCGGCGCGGGACACAGAACCGAUCGGCAGCUGCAGAGCAGCAACAGCUCCAGCAGCUCAGAGGAGCUGACGGAAGCUAGCGAUGGCUCCGAUUCAGACGAAACGGAGCCGGCACGGCUUGAAACAAAGCCGGCGAUAGAUUCCUCUACCCUGCCGACAGAGGCAAGGGGCCCCGUGGUGGCCGACUGCCUGCGUCAGCAGUGCAACUCCGUCACUAAGGAUAUCUUACGUUCCCUGCCAGCCGGGGCUAGCCUGGCGGACAUGAUCAGACAUGUAGUAAGGGAAGAGCACCUGACACCCAUUCAGGCGGCCAUCCACACCCUGACCAGUGCCAUGGCGUGUUUCAAGUGCGGAAGCAACCAACUUCAUACCCCUGCCAGCGAGUAUCACGGCACAGCCUGCGGCGCCUUCGUACCCACCGCCACCGCAAGCAGCGCCUGUGCCACAGGGUCAGCAGGGGGCGCCUCAGAACAGGAGCAGACUGCACAAUCCUACCCCAAGCCCUGUGGUCCCGACACUGGCCACCCCGUAUGGGUCGAGCAGUGGCCCCUGUCAAAGCCUCGAAUGACAGCCUUGCUGGAACUGGUCGACCGCGAGCUACAAAAGGGCCACAUCGAACCCUCCACCAGCCCGUGGAACACCCCUGUGUUUGUAAUCCCCAAGAGAUCAGGAGAAGGCUACCGCCUCGUCCACGACCUGAGGGAGGUAAACAAAACAAUUCAGCCCAUGGGUCCAGUUCAGACACUGCUGCCCGCGAACUCAGCCAUCCCCGAAGGGCAGCCGUGCGCAGUGUUGGACAUCAAAGACUGCUUCUUUUCAAUACCCCUGCAUGCCGAGGACAAAGAACGGUUCGCCUUCUCCGUCGUGUUCCCGAACGGCGAGCGACCUAACCUCCGCUUCCAAUGGAAGGUGCUACCUCAAGGCCUUGUGGACAGCCCGACCAUAUGCCAGAUCACCGUGGACAGGGCACUGAUGCCAGUCCGACACUCCCACCCUGCUGCGACCAUCAUUCAGUACAUGGACGACAUCCUCGUCGCCGCACCGUCAGCAAGCCAAGUGGAUCACCUAGUGUCCACGAUCACGGAAACCCUCCAGGCCAACGGCUUCGAGAUCGCGAACACGAAGAUCAAGAGAGGACCGUGCGUGACCUUCCUGGGAGUGGGGAUCACAAACUCCUACGUGACCCCACCCAAGAUAAAAGUCCGCCGAGACAUCAAGACCCUCCACGACAUGCAGCGACUCGUAGGAUCUCUGCAGUGGCUCCGCAACAUCAUCCUAGUUCCGCCAGAGGUCAUGGACCCCCUGUAUGACCUCCUGAAAGGAAAACACCCGUGGGACCACAAGGAGCUGACGCCGCAAGCAACGAAAUCCCUCGACUUCAUCGAACGUCAGAUGUCCACCAGCCUGCUUGCCAGGUGGAACCCGGGCGUACCACUGGACUUAUACGUCCACUUCACGCAGAAGGGAGGAGUGGGAGCACUUGCCCAAGGACCUUCCGAAAAAUCCCAGCCGAUCCAGUGGGUGGUCCUCGGAAGACCAACUCACGCAUUCUCCCCAGGAGUUGAGUGCAUUGCUAACCUCAUCACGAAAGGCAGGAGACUCGCCCUGAGACACCUGGGAACCGAGCCGGCAAGGAUCCACCUCCCCUUUCGCAAGCGACCGACCACGGAGUCAACUGCAAUAUCGGAACACCUAGCCCUCGCUCUCACCGGCUUCGGAGGAGAAAUUUCCUACGCCACCAAACCACCCUGGACCCAGCUACUGACCAUCGUCGACAUAGAUGUGCCACCGAAGGUCAUGGACCGACCGCAACGGAAAUAUCUUCCCCAUGCCUUGCCUAUUGCAAUGACUUUGCAGUUUGUGAGAGGCCUAGGCUUUAUUGAUUUGAAGGAUUUCUUACAGUAUACUCACCUCUUUAUUUUUAAUGAAGUGGCCUAA